Hydra vulgaris (swiftwater hydra) is the source of this 1740-nucleotide messenger RNA. RefSeq lists its product as uncharacterized. The record is from RefSeq and is a predicted model, not a curated record. Lineage: Eukaryota; Metazoa; Cnidaria; Hydrozoa; Anthoathecata; Hydridae.
AACAAGGUAUAUUUAUGGUAUAUGAUAUAGUUUGCACAUGUUCUUUGUUUUAAAUUUCAUUAUAUUUUAUUUGCAAAAAAAUUUUUUUCAGAUUGAUAAAGUGGUAUUAAUUAUAUUGUAUAACUAUGUUCAUGGAGAUAAUGAUCAAUUUCAGUUAUUUACUUUAUAUUCUGUUGUGACAUUUCAUACAAAAAUACGUCUAUUUCAGUUUGAAAAUGUGUUAGUUAACAGUGUGUUAUUUGGACAAUAUUUUAAUUACCCUUCAACAUCCUUAUUUGCAUAUAAUGUUAAUUUGACUUCGGAUGUAAUUGUUGCAAGUUUGAAUUUUUCAAUUGAUGGUUUCUUUGAUUCUUCAAAUUUCAAUAGCCUUAAAGUACGUGUCUACUUGCUAGUGUCUCAAGAUAAUUUAUUCAAUAAUACAUUUAAAAGUCUAAAAAAUAUGUUGUAUACUUACUCAAAGUUAUAUUUAAAAGAACAAUUUGUGUCAUUUGUUAUGAUACCUGGAUACAACUGUAUUGAUUUGCUAAAUCUUUACAAUAAUGCUUUAAAUAAUCAUUUUGGAUUUGUUAAUUAUAUUGGUAUUGUUGUUAUGCCCGAUGAUAAAUUACAAACUGAUGUUUUUUGUAAAGCCUUCAAUAAUCGCAUUAAGUUGGGGAUAUCAUACAAAAAAGUUAACAAACCUCUACUUAACGUGGAAUAUGAUGGAAUCAUAAAUGAAACAUUUGUCAAUAUUACUUUUUAUCUGAGUUACGCAAAUAAAUCUGAUAAAGCUGUUAACUUAAUUUGGGAAUAUUUAUUACCAUCUUUUGUAAAGUUAAAAUCAGAGAUUACGCAUUUGAAUGUUGUAAAAGUGUUUUCAAACAAUCUUAAAUAUAAGAUCUCCAAUUUGACAGACAGUGGAAUUUAUCAGAGUUUAACUGCCACAAUUAAUAAUCCAAGCUGUUUGUUUGAUGGCUCAUACACCAUUGAUAUUCCAAUAAAACUAUAUUUUGAAAAUAUUGUUGGAGUAUCUUGGACAAUGUUUAGAACAGUAAGAAAGUAUUUAAAAGAAAACUGUCCUAUUGAUAUUGUACCAAGUAUAUCAAAUCAUUUAUUAGGAUAUUAUGGUCGAGGUAUAUAUUUGGAUUAUGUCAAUUCACAAAUAUAUCUAUGUAAAAAUCAGCAUACAACAAUAUUACAAAAAUCUGCUUGCUACAUUUCUAAAGAUUAUGGUAUGUUAUGGGAAGAAAUAGAUAUUCGUAUUGGCGCAAUUCUAGGUCAUCACAUAAUAAGUCGAGAGUUAUAUGCCAUGCAUAGAAACCAGAAAUUGUAUUUGGUGUUUUCUAAUAUGUUAAAAAAAUGGUUAGCUGUAACAAAUCAUGAGUUUAAAAUUAGUAUUGCAAACAAUCUUAAUUGGACACAGUUAAAAACUUUGGAGGGAGAUUCUGAUGAAGUUAUAAAAUUUGGAACAAAUCAAUUGAUGGGAAACGGAUCUGGUUUAUUUUUCCGAAAAUCGAUUAACGAUAUCUGGAAUCAAAGUUUUAAAUGGCAUUUUUGAUAAAAAAAAUAUUUUUGUAAGCCUUUGAAGAUUUGUUAAGUUUAAAAUAGCUUCUUAAGAAAUAAAAGUGAUGAUACCAAAAUUUUUUAGUGUUUGUUUUGUAUGAGUUGAAUGUUGACGUGUUGCAUGAGAAACAUAAAUUGUAACUUAAUUUAUAAUAAAAAUGUAAUUUUGAUUUUUUUCUUAAUACUAUACUUACUAUA